This is a messenger RNA of Drepanopeziza brunnea f. sp. 'multigermtubi' MB_m1, 159 nucleotides long. The record is from RefSeq and is a predicted model, not a curated record. Lineage: Eukaryota; Fungi; Ascomycota; Leotiomycetes; Helotiales; Drepanopezizaceae.
AUGAUUAUUCCUGUGGUCGGAGAUCUAUGGGAGCGAUACUUGAAGCUCAUUGAUCAGCAAGUGCAAGAUGGAAUGAUCAUGACUCACGUCGACCUCAUCGAGAAACUCCUGAAAUACAACCCUGCGGACCGAGACACGAAGAAGGCAGCAUUGGUCUAG